AUGGGGUUCCCUUGGGGUAUCGUUGUGGUCCUGAAGCGCGACUGGACUCCCAUCAGUCGGAUUCGCAAAAGAUACGAAUUUGACGGCUCAGGUCGCCUUUUCUUUACAGAACUCAUUGUUCUGCAGAAAGACACCAUUGCCUGGCUUCCAAGACAAGAGUCCUUCCGGAAAGCCGGUGACUAUCGCGAAUGGGUCUACAUCGCACUCUAUUACCCGUCUCUACCGGUUCUCUUGGAUGCAAACGGAAGCGGGAGUAUUCAUUGGGAUUCCUUGGAGGACUACGAACACCCGCAUGAUGAGCGCCUGGUCGAGAUUCCUGUCUCCCAUCUCAGCGCUGAGGUCUUUAUUCUUCGAGAUUUCGUGCCUAGAAUGCCUGAACACGAUGCUCUAGCUGCCCGAUAUCCUCCUGGAGAAGUAGGCAUCUUCUUGAAGGGCGAUAUAGCCACGCACGAGGACUUAUCCAUGCACCCUCCCAUGAUUCUCAGGGUCCAUGGCGGAGGCUGGACUGUUGAUGGACAGAGAAGACACUGUCUUAUUCCUUAUAGCCUUGUGAGUGCUAGUUUCGCCUUCCUCGUCCACCCGACCACAAGGCCCUUUCAUAGCCUUGCCGCAGGCACCAAGGCCCCUGUCGCCUUAAGUCAGAAGCCGCGAGGUCUAUCUGACAGCCCCCUCAUCACCAUUCGGCCUGUUCAGCAGCUCGAGACUGGCCUCGCCUACAUACUCCCCAGGGUCGACGCGAGGGUCGACGUCACCACCCCAUUCCUCCGCAUCGGUAUUCGAAUUGUCAAGGACUAUGGACCAGGUGUUCCGGAGUUUGACAGCAUGACGCCCAUCAUGCUUAAGACUAGCACAAAGACUAGCACCAAUACCACUCAGGCUGAGAAGGAAUCUUCCAAGGCCGGCGAUAUAGCUGUUUGCGACCACUUUGCCAUCGACGUGCCCGAUAUCAACGUGAUCAAGAAGCUUUACUCUAGCGCCGGUAAACAUUCGGGCUAUAGGGCUUUUGGUAUCGAGCAAGCUAUUCCUCGCGACUUUGUCGAGUAUGGCUUGCAGAUGACCGGUUCUGUUGCUGUCAAGAACUAG
Messenger RNA from Colletotrichum abscissum, 1083 nucleotides. RefSeq lists its product as uncharacterized. The record is from RefSeq and is a predicted model, not a curated record. The transcript is spliced from 2 exons. Lineage: Eukaryota; Fungi; Ascomycota; Sordariomycetes; Glomerellales; Glomerellaceae. Bases 1 to 1083 code for a protein of 360 amino acids.